Messenger RNA from Hydra vulgaris (swiftwater hydra), 503 nucleotides. RefSeq lists its product as uncharacterized. NCBI's taxonomy places the organism in Eukaryota, Metazoa, Cnidaria, Hydrozoa, Anthoathecata, Hydridae. The record is from RefSeq and is a predicted model, not a curated record. Gene Ontology annotation, molecular function: cysteine-type endopeptidase inhibitor activity.
AAUGGUUAUAAAUAUCGAUAUUUAUUAUUAGUGCUACAAAGAGUUGUACAAAUUCAAAAUGAAUUCAGUUUUUGUUUUCAUUGCUCUACUUGGUUUAUCAUUUGGUUUACCUGGAGGUAAAGUAGAACUCUCAAAAGAUCAAAUUAAAGGACUUUUGUCUGAAAACGGUGCAUUUUCUACAGGUUUAAAUGUUGCCAUUGGAAAGCUCAACGAUGGAAAUGGUGAAUUCCGUACUGUGAGAGACGAGGUUCUUGGAGCGACUUCGCAAGUUGUUGCUGGUAUACUCUAUGAAGUUGAUAUUAAAGUAGUUGAAUCAGUGUGUGCAAAUUUGGAGAUUAAUGCAAGUAUGAUGACAACAAAUGAAUGCCCCGCAAAAAAUAAAUCUGAAGCAAAGACUUGUAAAGUAACUAUAUUGUCUCGUCCUUGGUUUGAAACUGCAGAUUCAUUAAUUGUAAACAUUGCGUGUUAAUCAUUAAUGUAAAAAUUUAAAUUUAAAAAACAAA